Molecule: messenger RNA, 1377 nt
Organism: Oikopleura dioica
Lineage: Eukaryota; Metazoa; Chordata; Appendicularia; Copelata; Oikopleuridae
Source: the annotation of a GenBank genome assembly
AUGACAAUCGAACGAUUAAAAUCACACGAAGAAUAUCGCGAAGAAAAAUUCAAAGAACUAAAAGUUUCGCUCGAUUCCGAUGACCAGGAAGAAGCGUGCAAAACGCUGGAUAAAAUAGUCUCUCUCGAUUUUCCCGUCAGAGAUGAGUUGUAUCUAAAGAUGAAUUUUUCCCAAGUGGAAAUUCCGUGGUCUUACGUAACGCCAGAAGAAGAGAUGCAAUCGAGACUGGAAGUUUACAACCAUGCCUGUUUUGGCUCUUGCAAAUCAUAUAUCGCCAAAACCAUCAAAAAGAACGAAAAACUCUCCGUUUCUCAACAACGCGAAGCUCUCCAAAAACUCCAAUCUCUCAUCAUCUCCGGCUCCAACUGCGAGUCGGACUGGAACUCGACGUAUCAAAACGAAAUCCUCCCAGACAACGAUCGAAUAUACCAACAUACGUUUCUACUCGACAAAUACAACGGGGCCGGCUGCGUUCCGCUGAAAACAGGGACGACUAAUUGGCAACGAUCUUUCGGAGCUCUUCGAUUUCUGAGCGAUGAAAAACCAACUGUCGAUCCGGAAAUGAUCAAUUCGGAGAUUGCAUUUAAACUCGUGCCGAGAUACGCUUGGAAAUAUGAAAACCGAGUUUUCGGAUCGCCGGAAAUUUGGGAAAGAAAUAACUUUCCUUUUCAUGGAAUCGAUCUUAUGAAGCAAAAGAAAAGUCUCCGGAAAAUUCGCCUGAAUGAUCCGCUUUUUCAAAAAUUCGAAGAACAAAGAGAAAAAUCAGCGACUCGACCGACAGAAGAGCAGAAAGAAAUCAUCGACAAAUGUGGCGAAAAAGCGUUCCAAAAGCGAGUCGAAGAUAAAAAAUAUUUACGAUUUAUCAAUGUCCGUCAUCCCUUUUCUCGUCUGUUUUCUGCUUGGAGGCAAAAAUUUUCAGUCAAUUUCCAUAACGCGCAAAAAUUUGAACCCAUCGCAGCGAUCAUUCGAGAGCAGCAAAAAGCGGCAAGUGGCGAGGAAGAUAUCAUCCCUCCUGGCUUUGUUUGCUCCUUCAAAGGGUUUUUGAGAUAUGUCAUUUUGAAGAGCAAGGAAGAUAAGGAAACAAUGAAUCAUCAUUGGGUCAGCUAUCAGGAUUCUUGCGAGCCGUGUUUUCUCAAGCUCAAUGCGAUUACGAAGCAGGAGACUUCUCAUCAAGACUCAGCCUAUAUCUUCGAAAAAAUGUCGAUUCGGGACAAAACCUACAUGCCUGGAAUGUACGAUACCCACGUCCCGGAUGCAACAGAAAAAAUCUUCAGGGAGCAUCAAGUCGACAAAGAGAUAAUUGAAGAGCUGUAUAUUGUGUAUUAUAAUGAUUUUAUUCUCUUCAACUACACUAUCGAUUCUUUUCUCGAAAAUUAA